AUGGCGGAGGCGUAUGGAGACAGCUCUGACUCUGAUGGUCCUGGGUUGAACCGAGGCCGUCUGCUGGACCCCACGGAACUGCUCUGCAACGACCUGUCCAUCAUAGCACCUGAUACACCCAGCCCCCAGAUUGGAAAACGGAGAAGGGCACGCAGCAACCGGGAUGGUCAAUUGAGUCCUCAGGCUGCCGUCUGUGCUUCAUCCAGAGUGUCUGAAUUCACCCGGGCCUCCUCUCGCCGGCCCAAACGACAGAAGCUCAACAACACCGCAGCAAACUCAAAUGUUGGGUUUUUCUCUACCGCAUCGGCCGAGGAGUUUCCUUUGGGCAGCUGGCUCGAGGCUCCACGUCCCAGCACUUCCUCCUCCUCCUCCUCCUCCUCCUCCUCCUCCUUCUUCUCGUCGUCGUCCUCCUCAUCCUCCUCUUCCUCCUCGUCUUUGUCUUUCUUGAGCCAUGGCUCUGAACAGGACAGCGCCUCCACCUCCACUGAAUCCCCAGAGGAGGUUUCCCCCGUGCGUCCGUAUUCACAGCCCUCUCCUCCGGCUCAGAGACUCUCCAGUCCCGGGUCUCUGUCCUUCCUCACAGACGAAGAGCGGAGGUGGCUGAACGGAGUGCAGACGCCGACGCCGACCGUCGAGGAGAUCGUGAUCAGUGACGAGGACGACGACGCAGUGGUUCGUACGGCGCAGCUGGAGGAAGACGAGGCCAUGGCUCGAAGUUUACAGGCUCAGUUUGACCGAGAACAGGACACACACAGGAAUCAUCUUCAUCAUCAUCAUCACCACCAUCACCUGCUUCAGUCUCCAGCUCCUCUCGGCAACACGUUUAAUCCAUAUUUGACGCCGAGCUGGAUGCCUCGUCUCCUGGCCGCUGUGUCUGGGUUUGAACAAGAUUUUCUCGUCUCCGGCACAAGACGCGGCCAAUCGAGAGGCCGGAGGAGAAACGCAAUGCCCCACUUUUCAGAGGACCGCGAGGGGAACGACUAUGAGGCGCUGUUGGCGUUCGAGGAGCGGCAGGGAUCGGUCGUGUCAAAGAAACUGAGUCGCAGAGAAAUUCAAAGAUUUCCAACAAAAACAUUCAAAGCGUCAAGUGCCGCCGGCAACACGCAAUGCCAGAUCUGUUUCUGCGACUACACGGACGGGGAGAAGCUGAGGAUACUGCCCUGUUUCCACGACUACCACGUCCAAUGCAUAGACCGGUGGCUAAAGGACAACAGCACGUGCCCCAUCUGUCGAGCCAAUCUUGCCGACGGCGCCUCCAUGGAGCCCAACAACCUUUGA
Knipowitschia caucasica is the source of this 1278-nucleotide messenger RNA. The record is from the annotation of a GenBank genome assembly. Lineage: Eukaryota; Metazoa; Chordata; Actinopteri; Gobiiformes; Gobiidae.